Messenger RNA from Adineta ricciae, 2598 nucleotides. The record is from the annotation of a GenBank genome assembly. Lineage: Eukaryota; Metazoa; Rotifera; Eurotatoria; Adinetida; Adinetidae.
AUGACAACUCCGUCGAAAUCAAAUGGUACACCAUCGAAACAACGUCGAACACCGGCGAAACAAACACCGGGUUCGACACAACGAACGCCAGCAAAAAAGCGAAAUCCAUUAACGGCAUUGCAAGAAGAUGAACCUAUUGCAAGUCCAGCGUCAAGUUCUGUCCUUCAAAUGCCAUUUACGCCCGGUCGUACACCAAAUAAGAAUCGAGGAAUGGCUUUUUCACCAAUGACGUUCACAACAUCACCGGCGCAUAGCAAUAUGUGUCCUAGCGGCCGAACACCCUUGUCAACGCCAUCACGAGCACGAUCUGAUCUUGGUAGCGCGCGAAAAUUGCGUUUGGUCAACGAGCAGGAAGAAUUGGAAGGCGAUAUUGAUGUGAACACAGCUGACAAUCAAGUGGUUAUCUGGGGUACCGAUGUUCACGUCAACGAUUGCAAACGUCGGUUUAUUGCAUUUUUGAAAAAGUUUCAUUUGAAUGUUGAAGAAGCAAAUCUCGAAGGUGUCGAUCCAACAAAACCAUUCUAUAUGCAAAAGCUGGAAGAAAUUCAUUUACUCGAACGCCCUUUUCUCAAUGUUGAUUGUAUACAUAUGAAACAAAUUGAUAAAACUUUGUAUCAUCAAUUGCUUGCCUAUCCACAAGAAGUUAUUCCAAUAUUUGAUAUUGCUGUCAACGAACUAUUCUUCACUAUGUAUGAAGAUGACACCCUUCCACAUCAAAUCCAAGUCCGACCAUACAAUGUGGAUAUGUUUCGAAAUAUGCGGUGUUUGGAUCCGGAAGAUAUCGACAAACUGGUCAGUUUAACAGGCAUGGUCAUCCGUUCAUCACUGAUUAUGCCUGAGAUGCGUUCGGCGUACUUCAUUUGUAAUACAUGUAGCUUUCAUGUUCAAGUCGAAAUCGAUCGUGGAAGAAUUUCUGAGCCAACUGUGUGCACAUCGUGUAACACAGCACACUCAUUUGAAUUGAUUCAUAAUCGAUCGCUAUUUGCCGAUAAACAAUUUAUCAAAUUACAAGAAACACCAGAGGAGAUGCCAGCUGGGCAAACACCUGUUACGGUUACUGUGGUAGCUCACAAUGAUCUGGUCGAUGCUGUACAACCGGGUGACCGUGUACAAGUGACUGGUAUAUUUCGAGCGGUGCCAGUUCGUAUGAAUCCCAAAACACGAAAUGUUCGUUCUGUUUAUCGAACAUAUAUUGAUGUGAUUCAUUUCCGUCGUCAGAAAACGUUUACUGCUGAAGGCGGCGCCGAAGGGCAAGCUACAAAUGACGAUGAAGAAUCCAGUUCGUCGAAGUUUUCCAAAGAACGUCUAGCUCAAUUUCGUAACCUUUCGGAACGUCCCGAUAUAUAUGAAUUAUUAUCUAAUGCAAUCGCGCCAAGUAUUUUCGGACAUGAUGAUAUCAAAAAAGGCAUUCUUUUACAAUUAUUUGGCGGUACAAAGAAAACUUUUACCGAUGCCGGACGAAAAAGUUGUCGUUCACAAAUCAAUAUUUUACUUUGCGGUGAUCCUGGCACAGCCAAAUCGCAAUUACAGCAAUACAUCUAUCGCUUGGUUCCACGUGCUCAGUACACAAAUGGAAAAGGCACAAGUGCCGUCGGUCUAACAGCUUAUGUCACCAAAGAUCCUGAAACUGGCCAACUCGUACUUCAAACUGGUGCAUUAGUUCUUGCUGAUAAUGGUAUUUGUUGUAUUGAUGAAUUUGAUAAGAUGAGCGAAAGCGCUCGUUCUAUCCUUCACGAAGUGAUGGAGCAACAAACCUUAUCAAUUGCAAAAGCCGGCAUUAUUUGUACAUUAAAUGCUCGAACAUCCAUCUUAGCUGCAGCUAAUCCAAUUGAAUCUCAAUGGAACAAGUCGAAGACGAUCAUUGACAAUAUCCAAUUACCACCAACAUUACUUUCUCGCUUCGACUUAAUCUUUCUUUUACUCGAUCCACAAGAUGAAGCCUACGAUCGACGCUUAGCACAACAUCUUGCUUCGUGGUAUCAAUAUGGAAAAGAAGGUGAAGACGACCAUGAGGCAAUGGAUACGGAUUUACUUCGAGAUUACAUUUCAUAUGCACGUACUUUUGUUAGCCCAUUAUUAACUGAAGCUGCUGGCAAACUACUCGUUAGUUCAUAUGUGGAAAUGCGUAAAGUAGGAAGUGGAAAAGGACAAAUAUCGGCAUAUCCUCGACAGUUAGAGUCUCUAAUUCGUCUAGCUGAAGCACAUGCGAAAGUUCGACUUUCGGACAAAGUUGAAGAACUUGACGUCGAAGAAGCAAAACGGCUCUAUCGUGAAGCAUUGAAACAGGCUGCAGUUGACCCGAAGACAGGUCGUGUGGAUGUGGCUAUAUUAACAACAGGUAUCAGCGCUGGUGAACGUCGUCUUCGUGCUGAUCUUGCUCAGACAUUGAAACGUUAUUUGAAAGAACGUAAAUCAACACUGAGUUCAGGCCCAAUAAAGAAAGAUACAUUAUUUAAUGAUAUCCGUGAACGAAGCGAUGAACGAAUUACACGUGACAUGUUCGAUGAUGCCAUUCGAGCAUUAGAAGAAGAAAACUUUCUCGUUGCAACAAAUCAAACUGUUCGUCUUAUUACUUUAGGGGAAUCGAAUUUCGACUAA